Messenger RNA from Sitophilus oryzae (rice weevil), 1145 nucleotides. RefSeq names its product protein SET (gene Set). The record is from RefSeq and is a predicted model, not a curated record. The transcript is spliced from 6 exons. Gene Ontology annotation, biological process: nucleosome assembly. Gene Ontology annotation, cellular component: nucleus; chromatin. Bases 178 to 981 code for a protein of 267 amino acids. Gene Ontology annotation, molecular function: histone binding; chromatin binding. NCBI's taxonomy places the organism in Eukaryota, Metazoa, Arthropoda, Insecta, Coleoptera, Curculionidae.
CGGGUUGUCUAAAUUUAGGGGUUUAUUUAUAUUUAUUACUUGGCGGUUUGGUUCCCUUAAUUAUAUGAAAAACUUAAAAUCGUCUGCUAUGCCGAACUGUAAUAAAUCCUAGAUUUUGUAGGUAAAAGUGAGAAUAACUAAAUACGGAAUCUACAGGAAAAUGGUAAUUGCUAAGAUAUGACUGAUACAAUGAACAAGAAGCUUAAGAGGAUUUCUGAAUCUGACAGAAUAUCAGAAUACGACCAUGCAACUCAGAAGACUCUAGAAGAAAUUGAUGCCAUUCAAAAUGAAUUGGACACUAUUAACGAAAAGGCCUCUGAAGAGAUUCUACAAAUUGAAAGAAAAUACAAUCGUAUUAGAAAACCUCAUUUUGAGAAACGAAACCAACUCAUCAACAGUAUUCCAAAUUUUUGGGUUACUGCAAUGAUGAACCAUCCGGACUUGAGCAAUCUUUUUAGCGGACAAGAGGAAGAGGACUGUUUACAUCAUUUAACUAAAAUAGAAAUUGAGGAUUUUGAGGAUAUUAUGUCUGGGUAUUACAUAAAAUUCUACUUUGAUGAAAACCCAUACUUUGAAAAUGCUGUCUUAACAAAGGAAUAUCAUUUAGGAAAUGAUCCACCCACUUCAAAAAGUUCUCAGAUUAUUUGGAAAGAAGGCUAUCAACUGGGACAAAAUACCCAAGAAACUACAAACAAAAAUAGUCGAAAGAGACGCGUGGAUUGUUUAAAAACAAGCUUCUUUAAUUGGUUUAAUGAUAAUAUUGAUCCUUAUACUGAUGAUUUUGCUGAGGAAUUUAAAGACGACUUGUGGCUUAACCCUUUGCAAUAUUAUUUAGUGGCAGAUGGACAGGAAGAAGAAAAUGGUAUAGAAGGGGAAGAAGAAAGUAGCAGUGAUGACAAUGAUGAUUCGGCUAUACCAGAGGAUCAGUCAGGAACCAACAGUCAAAGUGCAAGCAGUAGUUUAACUGGAAGAACUGUUUGAAUUUAAUAAUAACCUGCUAAAAUACAAUUUUAUUUCAUACAAUUUUUUUUGGCUUUUAAACUCAACUCUUAACUGAUUUUUCCUGUAGGUAUAUAUAGAUACUGUAAAUUUGAAUGAAUUUUCUAUGUAAAAUAAGGGUAAAAUAUAUGUGAUUACAAUGUUGA